Messenger RNA from Electrophorus electricus (electric eel), 1706 nucleotides. RefSeq names its product TAFA chemokine like family member 3b (gene tafa3b). Gene Ontology annotation, molecular function: receptor ligand activity. The record is from RefSeq and is a predicted model, not a curated record. NCBI's taxonomy places the organism in Eukaryota, Metazoa, Chordata, Actinopteri, Gymnotiformes, Gymnotidae.
CAACGGAGCGCUUCAGACCCCUGCCUGCCCCUCCGGUGCUAGCGGGUUACACCAGGCACCGUUCCGACCAUCCUCUGCCUCCUCGGUCUCACCGGACACCGGAAUACGUCGCGGAUUUGGGGUUUGACUUUAACGCUUGGGGAUGAUUUUAAACCGAUCCGAAAAGCACUGAUGCGAAGUUUUGCGCCUGGCGGGCUAGUUGCGAUGGAGAUGUAGAGAGGACGCUGCGCGACAGACAACUUUCCGCAGCCACGCGUCCCUGCGCGUUGCAUAUCCACCUCGGACUUUGGAUGUUUCUGUUUAAAAAAACCCAAAAAGCUGCGUUUUACACUGAUUAGUGAGUAAAAACGACAUUAUCCGUGGGCUAGAUUUCAGAAGGACUGGAAAUUCUGAAGCAUAUGGUGGAGUGGAUUGCUGGAGCCUUUCCGUGUCGGAGACAGGAUACAUCCGAUCGCUUUAUGUCAGAUAAUGGAACGGCAAUGAGACAGGUCUUUUCUUAGGAAUAAAACAAGCGGUGCACCAACAGAAUGCGGGAGCGAGACGUGCCGAGUGUAUGUGUGUGGCUUCUGCUGUUGACCCUUGCCCUACUGUCACUCUGGGGUCAUCUGACGCUGGCUUCCUCUGCACACCGCACCCACAUAGUGCAUGUGAAGGCUGGGACAUGUGAAGUGAUCGCAGCCCAUCGCUGCUGUAAUAAGAACAAGAUUGAGGAGAGAUCUCAGACUGUCAAGUGUUCCUGUCUGCCUGGCCAGGUCGCUGGGACAACCAGAGCAGCUCCCUCCUGUGUGGAUGCAUCUAUAGUAGCACAGAAGUGGUGGUGUCAGAUGCACCCUUGUCUGGAUGGAGAAGAAUGCAAAGUUCUACCUGAUCUUACAGGCUGGAGCUGCAGUUCUGGCAACAAGGUCAAAACAACUAAGGUGACCCGGUAGUGGCAUCCACCAAUCAGAGCACAGAAGCCAGGCUUGAAGCGGCGGAGUAUGAAAUAAGACUUAACAGUACACAAAAGCAACUUUAAUACGCUGACCCAUCCCACAUUCCACUAAUAUAAAGAAAAUGACAACUACCCCUACUACCCUGCUCCAACUACACCCCCCACAACCCCAUAGACACCACGGCUCUUCUUCCCCCGGAAACACACACCAGGGAACAAGGGACCGCCAAGUACCAGGAUCCUGUCUCACAUCGGAACGCUCAACGAUGGCCCGCCUUGAAUAUUGGAGCUCUUUUCCAUUUUCCGAUUUCUCCCACUUCCGCCCGCUCAGAUGUUCCGCUGUAAUCUCAGAUUUUUUUUUUUUCAUUUUGCUGGUUUCUGUCCGUUGAUGCUUCUUGUACACACACCUUUUUGCACCUGAAAUGAAAGGUGACAUUUUUGCUUUCUCAUCGCCAGCCUUGCUCUUCUAAGCAAUUUAACUCACAGGACUGGAGCACUGAACUUUCAGUCAUCUGUAGGCUGUUCCAUUCCUUUUCUAAUAAAUAAGUUAAAGUAAGAUUUUUGACCCAAAAGACUGAAAUAAAACUAUAGAUGUUAUGGUAUUAUUAUGUAAAAGUAAUUCUGUAAAAAAAAAAAUAUCAAAAGAAUCAGAUUCACUAUGAGUAAAAUAAAAGAGAGCACUGACCAUUUUAAUAUUGUUGUUUUUAACCAGCCUGGUAACUGCUAUUGAGUACAUGUGUCAGUAUUAUCUACAAUAAAUAAAGCUAUUUCAAAG